CUCUCUCUUCCUCGAUUAGUAUCGAGAUAGCUCAGAGAGAUAAAGAUAUGGAAGGUCGACCGGGUUUCGCGGCUAACAGCUUGACCCGACCCUCGAUAAUUAUCGGACUCGGACCUCCCGAAGCUACUCGCCCUCCGCCCGUUCCUUCCCACGGGUCCCAGAACCUUCGAAUCUCCAAGUUCCAGAAUCGACAGAAGAGGAGAGAGAUCCACGACUGGCUCACCUUGGCGAUCGCCGAUGAUGAGAGCGAGGGUUUGGCGCGGGAUUUGAUCGGAUGGUCCGAAAGAAGACGCGUCGCGGCGCCUCGCCCCUGCCGCCGCCGACGAUGCCGAAGACCGCGGCCGCGGCGGCUGCCAAGGCGACCAUGGCCCCGGUGCCCUCUGCGCGGAGGCAGCCGGUGAUCCUGAAGCAGCCCACGCAGCCGCGGGCCCGGUGUGCGGAGAUGGCCGGGGGCACGGCGGCGGACUGCUUGGCGGUGUGCUGCUGCCCCCCCCUCGCGCUGGUGAACCUCCUGGUGGUGGCGUCGGUGCGGCUGCCGGCCGGGCUCUGCCGCCGGGCAGCGCGGGCGCGGGCGAGACGGAAGGAGAGGAUCAGGAGGCGGAAGGAGGCGGCGCUGUUGGCUCACAAGGCCGGCCGAGGAGAAGAAAGGGCGAGUUCGGCCACGACCGCCGAGGGGGAGGCGAACGGUGAGGGUUUUCGUGGGUCGGCGUCGGCGUCGGCGGCGGGGGGGCCGUCACGGGAGGAGGUGGCGGAGAUGGAGAACAUGUGGACUCAGUUCUCCAACAUGGGCUUCUGGCGAAGCCCGUCUGAAAGAGAGGAUCGACGCUAACCGUUACGAUAGCGAUUUCACCGCGUCCUCUCUUCCAACGACCAACGGCGACGCCCUUCUCUCUCUCUUAUCGACUGUUGUGGAGAUGACAUGACGAUAGUUCGAGUUUCACGUGCAGAGGAUCGUGUGUUUGUUGUGGAGAUGUCGUGACGAGUGUUCGGUUUUAAUGUGCACAGAUACGUGGUUGGAUUAUUUCAUCCUUGGCACUGUGUUUUGGCUCCAAUCUUUUACGUGAUGCCGGUGGCGAUCAGUGUAGUGAAUUAAUUAUAUUGGAGAAUGGUACGGUGAAAUUUGAUUUA
Molecule: messenger RNA, 1128 nt
Organism: Musa acuminata AAA Group (dessert banana)
Lineage: Eukaryota; Viridiplantae; Streptophyta; Magnoliopsida; Zingiberales; Musaceae
Exons: 1
Coding region: 275-829 (184 amino acids)
Source: RefSeq, a predicted model, not a curated record